AUGGUAAUGAAACGCAAAGAGAUUACGGAAGAAAGGACGUUGUUGCAAUUUCAUUACACAGAAUGGCACUCACACACGUGUCCUUUCGGAAACGCGGUACUGGAAUUUAGACGGCGUGUACGAGCCGUAGUGGGAUCAAUUAUAAAGAACGAAUCCGGUCCUAUGGUAGUUCACUGCAAUGAUGGUGGCGGACGAUCGGGAGUAUAUUUAGCGAUCGAUGCAAACAUGGAGCUAGCCGAAGAGGAAGACGCGUUCGACGUGUUUGGUUACUUGAAGAAGUUAAGGCAAAGCAGAAGAGGGCUCAUAGAAAAUUUGGAACAGUACAAAUUCGUAUACGACACGCUCGAGGAAUUCGUCGUGUGCGGUACAUCGUGGUUUCCCGUAGCUGAAUUAUCGCAACGUCUAAAGCAGAAAAGUAUAAAAAACCCGAUAAUUAAGAUGAACGAAUACCAACGAGAGUAUCAGCAAAUUUGCAAGCAGACGCCGCGUUUCACGAUUGGCGAUUGCGCCGGUGGACACAGGGCCGAUAACAGGGAAAAGAAUAGAGACGUCCUGGUAGUUCCACCGGACAACUUUCGACCGUACCUCACCAGUUUUCAGGGCAACAGUUUCACGGACUAUAUCAACGCUGUCUUUGUGGAUGGCUACACGAAACCAAGAGAAUAUAUCGUAACGGAAUGGCCCCUUCGACACACAUGCGGUGAAUUCUGGUCUUUAGUUUACGAUUAUGAAUGCGCUGCGGUAGUAGUUCUCUGCGUGCCACCUCAGGGAUCUACAAAUUUUCCUAGUUUUUGGCCUGAAGGAAGACACUCCAAGAAAUAUGGACCCGUAUUUACGAUUGAUCACAUCAGCCACAAUCAUUACACCAAUAUAAAAACCUGGGUUUUUAGAAUAAAUAAGAAAAUUGUUUCAUUGACGGAAUUGAUGGCGGGAGUGAAAGCGCCACCGAAGACCGUUCAACUGUUCCAAUUGACUUGUUGGCCAAUGGGUCAUAAAGUGCCCACGUCCACAAAUAGUUUAGUUGAACUCAUGAAUAUGGUUGAGAGAUGGAGGCAACGAACAGACUACGGACCAGUAGCUGUGGUUUCGCCCGAUGGCAGAAGUCGUUGUGGGGUCUAUUGUGCGGCUAACGCGUGCAUAGAACAGGUCAUUCAACAUGGAGAAGUUGACAUUUUCCAAGCCGUAAAAACUGUACGCAGACACAGACCCCAGCUUGUGGAAAACAUGACGGAGUAUAAGUACUGCUAUGACCUGGUUCUACACUACGUAUUGCACUAUUUAAAUAAAGCCAUGAAUGAAAAGAAGUGAGAAUGCGAGUUGAGGGACGAGCUGUGGUUCAUCGAAUUCGGUCGCGGAGCAGCGCUGCCGUUGACCCCGGAGGAGGCACCGGCGGACGGGGAACCGGUAGUGCCUUGUGCUCAAGGUCGCAUCAUCGUGGAAACUGCGAGGCCGGCGCCGCCACAUUUUGCUACUUGUUCCGGCUAUCGCAGGCCGCUUCUCAGCCGCACUUCGAACGAAGUAUCGGUUAGCGAUGGAACGGCACAGUCGAGUGGCACGAAGCAGAGUCAGCAAGAGCAACAACAACAGCAACAGCAGCAGUCA
This is a messenger RNA of Cyphomyrmex costatus, 1602 nucleotides long. It is a transcript of the gene Ptp36E, whose product is annotated as protein tyrosine phosphatase 36E. The transcript has 8 exons. The coding region runs from base 1 to 1308 and encodes 435 amino acids. Gene Ontology annotation, biological process: protein dephosphorylation. The record is from RefSeq and is a predicted model, not a curated record. NCBI's taxonomy places the organism in Eukaryota, Metazoa, Arthropoda, Insecta, Hymenoptera, Formicidae. Gene Ontology annotation, molecular function: protein tyrosine phosphatase activity.